CCAGAUUUCGAGCGAGUGAUAGAGAUUCGGGAAGCAGUGAUUCUGGUCGAGGGGGGUAUCAGCCUCAGCCGCCGCAGCACCAGGAGCUUGUGAGCCAGUACAGGACUGCCCUUGCGGAGCUGACUUUUAACUCGAAACCCAUCAUCACUAAUUUGACCAUAAUCGCGGGUGAAAAUCUCCAGGCUGCAAAAGCGGUCGCUGCUACUGUUUGCGCCAACAUUAUCGAGGUUCCCAGUGAGCAGAAGCUACCGUCACUUUAUCUAUUGGACAGUAUCGUAAAGAAUAUUGGAAGAGACUAUAUAAAAUACUUUGCAGCAAGACUGCCCGAGGUAUUCAUCAAAGCUUAUAGGCAGGUUGACCCUUCUGUACAUCCAAGUAUGAGACAUCUUUUUGGAACCUGGAAAGGAGUGUUUCCUCCUCAAGCUCUGCAGAUUAUUGAGAAAGAACUUGGCUUCAUGCCCAGCAGUAGUUCUUCUUCUGGGACCAUAGCCUCAAAACCUGAUUUGCAGACACAACGUCCACCCCAUAGCAUCCAUGUAAAUCCCAAGUACAUAGAGAGGCAACGGCUUCAGCAGUCAGGCAGGGUGAAGGGAGUGGCUGAUGAUGCCACUGGGGUAACAACAAAUGUAACUCAGGAUGUUGCCCAAGCCAAAAUUAGUACUGGACGCCCGUGGGCAGAUGCUCCAAUAAAAGUGCUUGACAUUCAGCGUCCACUUAGAGAUGCACCAAAUGAUAUGGCACAAGAGAAGAAUAUCACGGCUGCAUACGCAGAUUACGAAUAUGGUUCUGAUCUUUCAAGGACCCCAGGUAUCGGAAGAAGGGUCAUUGACGAAGGGCGAGACAAACCUUGGUCUGCAGCUGGAUCCAAUGUGGCUGAGAAGUUAUCUGGCCAAAGAAAUGGGUUCAACGUCAAGCAUGGAUAUGAAAAUUACCCUGCACCCAAAUCUGCAAACACUGGUGCACGGCUACUGCCCAUGCAAAAUUUUUCAAGCAGUAGCAGCAGCAGAGGAUUGUCUACUAACUGGAAGAACUCUGAGGAAGAGGAAUUUAUGUGGGGUGAAAUGAACUCUAUGUUGACAGGUCAUGGUGGACCUACCAUCGCUAGUAGCAUGGGGAAAGAUCAAUGGGGUCCCGAGGAUUCAGAUAAUUCGGGUAUUGAAAAUAAGCCAUUAAGCGUACGGGAUGCUGGAGCAAGUGUUGAUAGAGAAGCUUCCAGUGAUUCACAAUCAUCUGAGCAGAGAGAACUAGGGGAUUCUGGACAGCAAAGGUCAUCAAYGUGGCAAGUGCAGGAGUCAAUAUCUAUGGACGGGCUGAGAGGCGGGGUUCCUAGAAAGAAUUUAGCCCACUCAGGAGGUUAUGGUGCCACUCUUACCACACUAUCAGGUGCUAGCUCUUCUGUGGAUCAAAUGGGAGGUCGAACACAGAUCACAUCAUCUAAUAUUGGAGCCUCAGGGCAUGGGUUUCUGAAUAAAGGAGGUUCAGGUUCCACUGGGACUAUAGGCCAUCAAAGAUUUCCAUCAAGAGGUGUUGCAUUCCCACCUGGACAGCCACCCUUGCACCAACGUCCCCCUUCACCAUCUUUAGUGGAUCACCGUGUUCCUCAUCAAAUGCACGACCAUAAAACUUCAUUUUCCAAUCUUGACCCACGUAAAAAGCAUAUUCAGGAUGCUGCCCUUAACCUGCAUCCCAAUGUUCGGCCGGAUAGCCUUCAAAAACCACAGCCUCAGGAUCUACCUGCUCCAGCUUCAUCUAUGCCUGCUUCUCAACCCAGGCACCAAUUCUCUUUAUCUGAGUCACUUAAACCUGAUGUCACACAGCCGGAACUUUCUAGUCAGCGUACAGUAUCAACUCUGGUCACUGAUUUUGGACCAUCCUUAUCAGCUGGGAAUUCUAUUCCAGAUCGUUUACCUGCAGAAAUUUUGGGGGAGCCAAGCACCAGUAGUUUGUUGGCUGCUGUAAUGAAAAGUGGAAUUUUCUCCAAUCAUUCAUUAACAAGUGGCAUGCAGCAGAAUAUCAGCUUCCAAGAUGUGGGGAAUUUGCAACCCCACUCAAGCAUUAAACCUCCUCUACCAAGCCGGUCUUCUCCUGCCCAUACUCAGUCUACACUCUCAGAGCUGAAGGUUGUGGGAGAAUCUUCAUUAGGUCCUCCAUCUCGUGAAAGCCCAUCAGCUUUGGUUAAGCUAUCUCGGACUAAGGUAGAAGAGACACCUAGUCCAUCUGAUCCGGUACCACCAUCAUCUCCUAUGCAUAGUUCAUCCACUGAAACUUCAAAUGUGGCAAACGAUGCUUCUAGUCCAAUUUCUAACCUUUUGAGCUCAUUGGUUGCAAAGGGCCUCAUAUCUGCUUCAAAAGGAGAAUUAACAAAUAACGUGACAUCCCAGAUGUCUUCACAACCUAAAAAUUUGAAGUCAGAAGGUGAUGCUGUGACUAGUUCUAUACCAGUUCCUUCCAUCCCUAUUUCUUCUUCCAGUAUAUCAUCUAAGAGACUUGAACCACCUUCAGAACCUGCUACUAAGAGCUCCACUACUCUGCCUCCAUCAGCUACAACUGAGAUAAGCAACCUCAUAGGCUUCGAUUUUAGUUCACAUGUUAUCCGCAAAUUUCAUCCAUCUGUGGUCAGUGGACUCUUUGAUGAUAUUCCAUACCAGUGUAAGGUCUGUGGUCUUAGACUGAAACUUGAAGAACAGUUGAACACGCACUUGCAGUGGCACACGUUAAGAACUGAGGCAAACACUUCAAAUAGGGCACCAAGAAGGUGGUAUCCAAGUUCGGAUGAUUGGGUUUSUAGAACUGCUAGACUUAGACUUGAUGCUGAUACCUCUGUGGACAUGUCCGACGAGAUGGAAGAAGAUAAUGAGCCAAUGGUUCCUGCAGAUGAGGAUCAAUUUGCUUGUGUUUUAUGCGGUGAACUUUUUGAAGACUUUUUUAGUCAAAAGCUAGGUAACUGGAUGUUCAAAGGAGCAACGUACAUCACCAGCCCAUCAGCGGGUAGUGAAUUAGGAAGCACAAAUGAGCAAGGUGCUAGAGGACCCAUUGUGCACACACAUUGUUUAACUGAAAGUUCAGUAUAUGACCUGGGUCUGGCAACUGAUAUUAAGAUGGAAAUGGAUGUAUGAUGCUUCCUACGCAAUAGUUCCUCUAGGAACUACACUGGUGGACAACCUGCUCGUGCAAUUGGCGGCAUGCGAAAAGGGAGUUUGAACACGAGUGCUUCGGUCGUGGUAGUUCUGUUGAGUGCCAAAAGAGAUAAUAGGGGAGUGGUAGCUCUAUACUGGUAUUUUCUAGCUUCCAAAUUCCUUUUUGUUUUCUUUCUGCUUUUUUCUAUAAAGAUAAAUAGUUGAGAAGAAUACAUCAAUGCAAUGAUCAAUCAUUAUUCAGAUCUUUACCAUCUUGUUUCUCAGCGGAUUUUCACUUAACAUCAAUAUCUGUUGCUAUAUAUAUGAGGCAGUGCACUUCAGGUCCCGGCCGCUCGCUUGGAAUCUCCAUCGAGACAUGCCUUUGUAUUAUCGAAAUCGUAGUAGCGAAGUGGUUUUUGUUUACCAUCUCUUCUUUUUCUCCCCUUGUAAUUUUGCCUUCUCUUAUCCCUGCAUAUCAUGUUAAGACAGUAAUGGAGGGUCAUUUAAGAUUCUCUCAGCCUUUGAGAAGAGUUGUUUCACUUGUGUUGCGGGUCUGGUCUGGAUAUGAUUAUGAUGAUGUUGGAUUUUGCUUCUUUUUGCUUCUAUCAUUUGCCCCCACCUUGUUUGACUGAUUGGACAAGCUUGGCAAUGGCAUGGCAUGGCCGAUAAUUGUGGUUCUUAUGGUAGAUUUUGCUACAAUCAUUGUCUUCACAUGA
Messenger RNA from Momordica charantia (bitter melon), 3832 nucleotides. Its product is annotated as pre-mRNA cleavage complex 2 Pcf11-like protein. Gene Ontology annotation, molecular function: RNA polymerase II complex binding; mRNA binding. The record is from RefSeq and is a predicted model, not a curated record. Gene Ontology annotation, biological process: termination of RNA polymerase II transcription; mRNA 3'-end processing. NCBI's taxonomy places the organism in Eukaryota, Viridiplantae, Streptophyta, Magnoliopsida, Cucurbitales, Cucurbitaceae. Gene Ontology annotation, cellular component: mRNA cleavage factor complex; cytoplasm.